CAAAACUUGACCUCUUGACUGCCUGGCUGGGGAGUACUUCCGGGUCACGGCAUCGCGUCUUCCUGUCCCGCAAGGACGCGGCAUCUUGAGCAGUUUUCCGUCUUUGGAGGAGUUUUGCAGCGAUUCAACAGGCGACUCGGCCCGGACUGUGUAUCAACUAACUUCCAGAGGUUGAUCCAGCUCUCGUUGACAUGGCAGCAACAGGCAGCACGGAAGGCUUGGGUGACGUCAUGAGAGGAUCAGCGGGGGGUUCAGCCAACACCGUUUCCACCUGGCAAGGAGGAUCAGCAGGGGGUUCUGCCAACACCGUUUCCACCCGGCAAGGAGAAAGCUGUGAGGAGUCUGGAGAGGAAACCGGGAGGCAGGACAAAGGUGUGAAAGUGUUCAGGUGUGAGGAGUGUGCCAAGCAGUUUAGUUGUCUUAGUGCUCUGGAGACACACAUGCGGACUCACACAGGUGAGAAACCCUACAGGUGUGAGGAGUGCGGCAGGCAGUUCAGUCAGCUGGGUCAUCUGAAGAAUCACAUAAAAACUCACACUGGGGAGAAACCUUACAUGUGUGAGGAGUGCAGCAGGCAGUUUAGUGAGCUGUGUAAUCUGAAGAGACACAUGCGGACUCACACUGGUGAGAAACCCUACAGGUGUGAGGAGUGCGGCAGGCAGUUUAGUGAGCUUGGAACUCUAAAGAAACACAUGCGGACUCACACAGGAGAGAAACCCUAUAUGUGUGAGGAGUGCAGCAAGCAGUUCAGUCGGCUGGAUAAUCUGAGGACUCACAUGCGAACUCACACAGGAGAGAAUCCCUACAGGUGUGAGGAGUGCAGCAGGCAGUUCAGUCAGCUGGGUAAUCUGAAGUCACACAUGCGGACUCACACAGGAGAGAAACCCUACAUUUGUGAGGAGUGCGACAGGCAGUUUAGUCAGCUGAGUAAUCUUCAGAGCCACAUGCGGACUCACACAGGAGAAACCCUACAGGAGUGUGAGGAGUGUGGCAAGCAGUUUAGUCAGCUGAGUAUUCUGAAGACUCACAUGCGGACUCACACUGGUGAGAAACCCUACAGGUGUGAGGAGUGUGGCAGGCAGUUCCGUCAUCUAUGUAGCCUGAAGACACACAUGCGGACUCACACAGGGGAGAAACCCUACAUGUGUGAGGAGUGCAGCAGGCAGUUCAAUGAGCUGAGUCAUCUGAAGUCACACAUGCGGACUCACACAGGAGAGAAGCCAUACCGGUGUGAGGAGUGCAGCAGGCAGUUCAGUGAGCUUGGAAGUUGGAAUAGACACAUGCGGACUCAUACUGUGGAGAAACCCUACAAGUGUGAGGAAUGCAGUAGACAGUUCAGUCAGCUGGGUGAUCUGAAGAGACACAUAAGGACUCACACUGGUGAGAAACCCUACAUGUGUGGGGAAUGCAGCAGGCAGUUUAGUGAGCUUGGAAGUCUGAAGAGACACGUGCUGACUCACACAGGGGAGAAACCCUACAGGUGUGAGGAGUGUAGCAGGCAGUUUAGUCAGCUGGGUCAUCUGAAGACUCACAUGCGGACUCACACUGAGGAGAAACCCUACCGGUGUGAGGAGUGUGGCAGUCAGUUCAGUCGGCUAGGUAAUCUGAAGACUCACAUGCGGACUCACACCGGGGAGAAACCCUACAGGUGUGAAGAAUGCAGCAAGCAGUUCAGUGAGCUGAGUAAUCUGAAGACACACAUGCGGACUCACACUGGUGAGAAACCCUACAGGUGUGAGGAAUGCAGCAGGCAGUUCAGUCAGCUGGGUGAUCUGAAGAAGCACAUGCGAACCCACACUGGUGAGAAACCCUACGGGUGUGGGGAGUGUGGCAGGCAGUUCAGUGACCAGAGUAGUCUGAAGAGGCACGAUCAAACCCACAAAGGAGAAACCCUACAGGGGUGUGAAGAGUGUGCCAAGCAGUUUGGUCGUCUUAGUCAUCUGAAGAGGCACAUGCGGACUCACACAGGGGAGAAACCCUACAGGUGUGAGGAGUGUGGCAGGCAGUUUAGUCAGCUGCGUGAACUGAAGACUCACAUGCGGAUUCACACUGGUGAAAAACCCUACAGGUGCGAGGAGUGUGGCAGACAGUUCAGUCAGCUGGGUAAUCUGAAGCGACACAUGCGAACUCACACAGGAGAGAAAUCCUACAGGUGUGAGGAGUGCAGCAGGCAGUUCAGUGAGCUGAGUAAUCUAAAAACACACAUACAGACUCACACGGGGGAGAAACCCUACAAUUGUGAGGAGUGCAGCAGGCAAUUUCGUCAUCUAAAUAGCCUGAAGACACACAUGCGGACUCACACAGGAGAGAAACCCUACAGGUGUGACGAGUGCAGCAGGCAGUUCAGUCAGCUGGGUAAUCUGAAGUCACACAUGCGGACUCACACAGGGGAGAAGCCAUACAGGUGUGAGGAGUGUAGCAGGCAGUUUCGUGAGCUUGGAAGUUGGAAUAGACACAUGCGGACUCACACAGGGGAGAAACCCUACAUGUGUGAGGCCUGCGGCAGGCAGUUUAGACAGCUCGGAAAUCUAAAGAAACACAUGCGGACUCACACUGGGGAGAAACCCUACGGGUGUGAGGAAUGCAGCAGGCAGUUCAGUCAGCUGGGUGAUCUAAAGAGUCACAUGCGGACUCACACAGGAGAAACCCCCUAUAGGUGUGAGGAGUGCAGCAGGCAGUUUAGUCGGCUGGGCAAUCUGAAGACACACAUGCGGACUCACACUGGAGAGAAACCCUACAGGUGUGAGGAGUGUGGCAGGCAGUUUAGUGAGCUGGGUAAUCUGAAGAAACACAUGUGGACUCACAGUAGUGAGAAACCCUACACGUGUGAGGAGUGCAGCAGGCAGUUUAGUCAGCAGGGUAAUCUGAAGACACACAUGCGAACUCACACAGGGGAAAAACCUUAUAGGUGUGAGGAGUGCAGCAGGCAGUUCAGUGAACUGAGUGAUCUGAAAAAGCACAUCCGAACUCACACUGGUGAGAAACCCUAUAGGUGUGAGGAGUGCGGCAGGCAGUUCAGUGAGCUUGGUAAUCUGAAGAAACACACGCGGACUCACACUGGGGAGAAACCUUACAAGUGUGAGGAGUGCAGCAGGCAGUUUAGUGAGCUCGGAAGUCUGAAGACACACAUGCGGACUCACACUAGUGAGAAACCCUACAGGUGUGGGGAGUGUGGCAGGCAGUUCAGUCAGCUAGGUCAUCUAAAGACUCACAUGCGGACUCACACUGGGGAGAAACCCUUUAUGUGUGGGAAAUGCAGCAGGCAGUUCAGUCAGCUGAAUAGUCUCAAGACACACAUGCGGACUCACACAGGGGAGAAACCCUACAGGUGUGAGGAGUGUGGCAAGCAGUUCAAUCAGCUGGGUGAUCUGAAGAAACACAUACGGACUCACACUGGGGAGAAACCCUACAGGUGUGGGGAGUGUGGCAGGCAGUUCAGUCAGCUGGGUAGUCUGAGGACUCACAUGAAGACUCACACAGGAGAGAAACCCUACAGGUGUGAGGAGUGUGGCAAGCAGUUCAGUCGGCUGGGUAGUCUUAAGAGGCACAAGCAAACCCACGGAGGAGAAACCGAACAGGAGUGAAGACUGUGGGAUGCAGUUUAGCACCACAAGUUAUGUUAUAAGACUGCUUGAUGAACAAUCUGAAAACUAUUUUAAGAUGUGCCAAAGACACUACAUGGAGGUGAAAAAGCC
Molecule: messenger RNA, 3695 nt
Organism: Branchiostoma belcheri (Belcher's lancelet)
Lineage: Eukaryota; Metazoa; Chordata; Leptocardii; Amphioxiformes; Branchiostomatidae
Product: zinc finger protein 208-like
Exons: 6
Coding region: 192-3584 (1130 amino acids)
Biological process (GO): regulation of transcription by RNA polymerase II; central nervous system development
Cellular component (GO): nucleus
Molecular function (GO): RNA polymerase II cis-regulatory region sequence-specific DNA binding; DNA-binding transcription factor activity, RNA polymerase II-specific
Source: RefSeq, a predicted model, not a curated record